AUGGCAGGCAUAAAACUGUUCCUAAAUGGAGGAAAACAACUGUUCAUACUUGAGAUUUAUCGGCCUCCAAGAGGCUCCCUCGAAGAGUCGCUUAUAAUCAUUUCUAGAGUCCUGGAAACUUUUCCAACAAACAACAACCCGAUAUGUAUAGUUGGUGAUCUCAAUGUGGACAGCCUAAACAAAAAGAAAGAAAAUGAAAACAAUGCUCUUAGGGACCUUCUGGCCACCUAUAUUAUUCAUAGAGUGAAUCUCCCGCCUACAAGAAUUACUAAUGUCUCAAGAUCCUCCAUAGACGUGGUGUGCAGUAAUCUUAGCCCUGCGAUGCUAAAAGUGAAAGUAGUGCAUGAACACAUUGCCGACCAUGCUGGACAGCUCUGCGCCCUAAGCAUCCCCGCAAAAGCGAAAAUCCAACCUACUGCCACUUAUAUUCAAUUAAAUAAUCAAAACCUAUCACGGCUCAGAAAUCUUUUAGCGGAGGAAGACUGGAACAACAUUUUUCAGACAAUGGAUGUGGAGAAGGCUUAUUCAGCACUUAUGGUGACGACCACAUCGGCACUUGACGCUACAUGCCCAUAUAAAACAUCAAGGUCCAAAAAAACUGGCGUAAAGCUAUUUCUAUACACCCCAGAAGUUCUUAGGCUAAGAACCGAGUUCAUCGAAGCUCAAGAAAGAAGUAACUCAACUGGAAGAGCGGACGACAGGCUUGAAGCGGCACAGAAGAAAAAAACUUAUGACCUCAAGUUGAAAACCAUCAGACGGGAGGCUAGUGAGGAGCUAAUCUCGCGGUCCUCCAACAAAAGCAAAGCGGUGUGGAGCGUCGUUAACGCUGAAAGAAGAGCUUGCGAGGAUGUAAAUAAUACAACGUGGCAACUUAGGAUCUCAAACGACAUCGUAACAGAUCCCGUUGAGGUUGCUAAUAGCUUCAAUGAAUACUUCACUACCAUUGCUGGAGAUAUUUUGCGGGCAGGUAAUGUACAAAAAAGCACUCAGGUCGCUGGUUGUAAUCACCAUCUGGUAAAUGAAUUGACCGCUUUUUCAUUGGAAACCACUGAUGAGGUGCGAGGUAUUAUAAGGGCACUAAAACAAAAAACCUCAACAGGUGUCGAUGACGUCCUCUUCCAGACUUCUGAAAGUACUGUGAAGAGGAAACUCUGCCUGCCUCUAACUAGUGUUGUGAAUAAGUCACUGGAGCAGGCAACUUUUCCCUCCCUGAUGAAGGUAGCAAAGGUUUAUCCUCUCCACAAGAAAGGCAAGAGAGACGGCAUUAGCAACUUUAGGCCGAUAUCUUUGGUCCCAACUUUCUCCAAAAGACUGGAAAAGGUAGUUUUGACCCGUAUUGUGAGACAUCUCAACUCCAACAACAUCAUUCCAGAGGCACAGCAUGGUUUCAUGCCGGGCAGGUCAACCAUAACUGCAGUAGCGUCAAUUGUGGAACACAUAUUGGACAACUUGGAGGCUGGGAGAACAGUCGGUGGAGCCUUCUUAGACCUUAGCAAGGCCUUCGACUGUUUGGAUCACGGGCUGAUUCUGGCCAAGCUUGGUGCCGUUGGUGUUGUGGGCGCAGCACAGGAGUGGUUUAGGACCUACCUCUUUGGAAGAAGGCAGCUGGUUGAGAUCAGGCAAAACCAUCAAAGGUAG
Molecule: messenger RNA, 1638 nt
Organism: Homalodisca vitripennis (glassy-winged sharpshooter)
Lineage: Eukaryota; Metazoa; Arthropoda; Insecta; Hemiptera; Cicadellidae
Exons: 1
Coding region: 1-1638 (545 amino acids)
Source: RefSeq, a predicted model, not a curated record